UCUAGAAUUUGAAAUAUCAGCGUCACAUUUUAAUGUAUGUAUGUACACUGGAUUGGGGCUAUUUAAAAUACUAGCAGUAUGCUUGCUUUACAGCCCAUGUAACGGCCAACUUGAAGGAGACUCUCUCUGUUGGAGUAUUUGCAGCUUAGUGUACUGGAAUGAAUGCUUCAGUUCCACAGGACCUGGGUGAGUACCGAGGAAACGAAGAAUGAGCUAUCAACUGGAACCAGCUUCACGGCGGAAAUAAUCUCCAUGAGAACACCACGUCCUUCCCGUACGCCAAGCAGUCAAUCUAAUUCAUCGGACAGUCAGCCUGCCAGACCUACCAGGAAGCAAACCACACCGAACACGCACAAGACCACACCAGCAAACGGAAGCUGUGACAGACAAGGAAACAGGACACAAGUGAACGUACCAGCCAUCGUGCUGGGAAUCGUUCUGUCAGUAGUACUCCUGCAGAUCUUUCUACUGGUGUUCCUCUGGCGCCGCGGAACACUAGCAAAGCUGAUUAUAAAUUUAAAGCCCUCAUUCCACAAGAGCACCUCCUUCCGCACCUCUGCAACCAAUCAGCAAAGACAACGCGUACGGUCAUUUACCGAGGGGCUCAAACGAGCUAAAUACGGCAGAACCUGAGAGCGCGAAAUCCACGGACGAAGUGGGCAAAUACCACUGUAUAGACGAAUCGGGCGACAAACAGGCGAUUGACCGCUACAUGAAAAAUGGGCGAGGGUGCCUCCCUGCAGUGAAGGCUCAAGCUGGGGUUGGACAAACUCCGGAAAUCCCGAGAGACCACGGAUGUCUUCAGGUGGAUGACACCGAAGCUGCCUCUACGGACCCGCACUACUGUGCCCUCGAGAGUCCAAGCUAUGAAGAACGUCUGUAUACUCCUCUAAAACAACAACAAAAGGAUUCUGAAGGACAAGAACCAACCACUUGAAACGACAGCUCCCAUGCGUACGACCACCUCAACGUGGCUGUAAUAGGCCAAAGCGCGAAAGAGGGUGCGCACUCCAAAAAGGCAUCUGGUUACGAGGAGGUCACUGCCUUGGCACCAGGCGAUAAUGACGCAUGUGAAGCAUCCCUAUAUGAUCACCUCGGUAGAGUGGCAGGCAAACGUAUUAAUACAGGUGCCCCAUCGAACAUAGACGAAGGUGGUGACUACCAACAUCUCGAUAACAGUCCUGGCUACGACCAUAUCACAUUUCAGGACAGCAAAAUGCCUUAAAUUAAGCAGAAAUAAAACGAAAUAAUACACACAACCAACAAAACGAAAACGCAACCUAACAACAGCUUCAACAAACAUUACCACCUCCAACCAACCACAACAUAUGGCAACCAAAACGACGGCUAAACGUCUUUCAGUUUAAGUCAAAAUAUGACCAUUCCCUCGAGGUACCAUGAAGGCCAAAAUAUUCGCUAGAAGAUCCCAAUCAUAUCUACGCCUUCAGCGAACAAAAUGCAACCUGUUCUAUAAUGGCCAUACAGACUUGUGAAUUUGAAAAAAAAAAAAAAAAAGAUCGCACACGAUCGCACUAAAGCUAAUUUGUCUGUCGUAUCAUAUUGUUCCUGCACCGGGUCCAAAUCAUAGUGUUUCAUUAUAUAACAUAUAUGUUUCUUGUCUGUUUAAAUCAGCUCUGUUUAUGAAAAAAACUCCUUGUGACAGCAUCACGUCAUAUACAAAUCCCGCACACUGAAGAGACUGAUUUUGUACAGAAAAGAUCACCGAACUUUAAAAUGAGUUGUUUGUAAUGUUCGCAAAAUGUGUGUAUGUUUAUUUGCUGAAUUUGUGUUUAUCGUCAAUCAAAUUAUCUAUGUACCCGGCCCUUCAGCUUCAUGAAGUGAGAGCCAGUUUUGAUGAAUAUUCUUUCGAUGUCAAGGUCACCCCGAAGAAAGGACGAAAAUGAGAGAAGUUCUUGACAACGUCUUAAAAAGUGAAAGGUUUUGAAAUGACGGGUAUAUUAGAAAUCUUAUUUGAGUACGUAAAUAGGUGCAUUGAUUUGGACUUAGGUUCAUUGUUUCCUUUGACAAAUUUUCAAAUGUUCCUUUAAUUCUUCUUAAAUCUAAAAUACACAGGAUCAGCGCAAAUGUUACGAAAAACAAAAUAAAUGACUGUGUUCAUAUU
Acanthaster planci (crown-of-thorns starfish) is the source of this 2122-nucleotide messenger RNA. RefSeq lists its product as uncharacterized. The record is from RefSeq and is a predicted model, not a curated record. Lineage: Eukaryota; Metazoa; Echinodermata; Asteroidea; Valvatida; Acanthasteridae.